AUGGCCGCGGCGCGCAAGGCGCUUGAUACCGCCGAGCCUUUUGCCCGCUACCGGGCACGCGCCGACCGUUCCGCAACGCUUCUCAUGGCCGCGACGCAGACAAGAGGGCAGUGGAGCGGUGCCGAACCGUUUGCCGUCGAUGCGGGAACGCGGCCGCAGGGGCCGAUCGUGGCACUGACCCGCGCGACGCUGCGCUGGUCGAAGCUGGCGGCUUUCUGGUCGCUGGUGCCUGCGAUCUCCGAUAUGGCCGAGGCCGACGCGCACCAGCAUUUCAUGAUGGGCAUGGGCGAGGUGCCCUACAAGCACCAGAUGACCUUUUCGAUCUGGGACGACGAGGCGGCGAUGCGUGACUUUUCGCUCAACAGUCCGACCCAUGGCACCGCCGUCCGGCGUGCGUGGGAGGAGGGCUGGUUCGCCGAAUCCCUCUUUGCGCGGUUCAACCUUCUGGGCGUCGAAGGCGCAUGGCCGGGUCUCGAGCGGUUCGCCUCGGGCGCCGAGCCGGUGACGGACGACAUGCGAUCGCGGCAGGCGGCCUGA
Effrenium voratum is the source of this 537-nucleotide messenger RNA. The record is from the annotation of a GenBank genome assembly. Lineage: Eukaryota; Dinophyceae; Suessiales; Symbiodiniaceae.